ACGGACAUCAAACGCAUCAACGGCAUUCCCGAAAUCCCUGGGGCGGUGCCCAUCUGCGUGCAUCUGCUCAAGCUCGGCGAGGAUCAUGCGUCCACGUGCGAGAGAUGGUGGCGUCAGUACAACCAUCCUGUAUUCCAAAUCAGGUUCGGCAACACUCGAGCCGUGGUGUUCAACUCCUUCGAUGCCUGCCGCGACAUCCUGGUGAAACACCACAGCGCCGUCAUUGAUCGUCCAAAGCUAUACACUUUUCACGGUGUGAUCAAUAGCACACAAGGCUUCACGAUCGGGAGCAGCCCGUGGGUUGCCAGCAGCAAGAACAAGCGAAAAGCCGCUGGUACCGCUCUGGCCCGUCCGGCCUUGCGUGACUACCAUCCAAUGUUCGAUCUGGAGAGUUUCUGCAUCGUCCGCGACAUGCACGCCGACAGCGAUUGUUCAAACCCACAGAAAGAAGUCAGCAUACGGCCUUACAUCCAGCGGUACGCUCUCAACACGACCUUGACGCUCUGCUACGGCAUUCGGAUGAACGACAUCUACGAUGAAUUGCUUCGAGAGAUUCUGCACGUUGGCUCAGCGAUCUUUCUGCUCCGCAGUGCAUCUGAGAAUCUGCAGGACUACAUCCCGGCACUGUGCUAUCUUCCCAACAACGAGUCCAAGGAGCUCAGAGAUCGUCGCGACGCUUAUCUCGACUUGCUGCUGAACGAAGUCUGUGAGAUGAUCAAGCAGGGCGUGGACAAGCCUUGCAUCAGUGCAGCAAUCUUGAAGGAUGAAGAAACCAAGUUGGCUGGGGUUGAAGUAUCUUCAAUCUGCCUUUCUCUGGUCAGCGGCGGAUUUGAAACCAUUCCCGGUACUCUC
Molecule: messenger RNA, 852 nt
Organism: Zymoseptoria tritici IPO323
Lineage: Eukaryota; Fungi; Ascomycota; Dothideomycetes; Mycosphaerellales; Mycosphaerellaceae
Exons: 2
Molecular function (GO): iron ion binding; oxidoreductase activity, acting on paired donors, with incorporation or reduction of molecular oxygen; monooxygenase activity
Source: RefSeq, a predicted model, not a curated record